Messenger RNA from Etheostoma cragini (Arkansas darter), 2753 nucleotides. It is a transcript of the gene il13ra2, whose product is annotated as interleukin 13 receptor, alpha 2. Gene Ontology annotation, cellular component: external side of plasma membrane. Lineage: Eukaryota; Metazoa; Chordata; Actinopteri; Perciformes; Percidae. Gene Ontology annotation, biological process: cytokine-mediated signaling pathway. Gene Ontology annotation, molecular function: cytokine receptor activity; protein binding. The record is from RefSeq and is a predicted model, not a curated record.
ACACAUUAUGACUCUAAGAUAUCCAUGUCAUCAUUUGAGCCACCAAUAGGCUACAAAAGCCAUUCAUGUGCCUUAUGGUGGUGAUUAUAUCUUGUCCCCACCUUUUUGUCUUCCGCUAUUACAGCACUUGUAGUUAUACCGAUAGAACGAGACAGACGAGACCAUUGUAUGUGACUUUAGGUUUGUAGCACACCCACACUGUAAACUCUGCCUGAAACUGCCUCAGAGGGGAGCGCUCUGUUACAUUCACACUUGGUUAUAACAAGGGUGAACAUAUAGCCUCCUGAUGGCCAGUAAAUCCCGGCUGACUCAUCCAGCGACAUUGAUGCUGCUCUUACUGUCCUGGAGGGAGAGCAUGCAUUGCAAUGGGCUUAAAGUGGAUCCCCCUGAGGACCUUGUGAUAUUAGACCCUGGUCAUCUUGGACAUCUGGAGAUUACAUGGAGCCCCCCUGCCAGCUUGAUUAAUAUGACAGAGUGCCCAAUACUGUACCAGCUGGAGUACUACAACACAUACAGGGACAGUUGGACUGCUAUCAGGUCAAAUAGGAGGACUUACAGUGCCCAGUUUGAUCUGAUGAAAGAUGUUACAGUGAGAGUGUACACCUUGCUGAGUGGUCCCUGCACCAACGGCACAAUGAUUAAGAGCACAACCUACGCUGAACUGGUCCAAAAACCUCCCAGCACAGGUGUUGUGGGUACCGCCGUUCAGGAUUUUGUCUGUGUGUACCAUAACAUGAAGUAUGUGGAGUGCAAAUGGAGAAGAAGCCCAAAGAUGCCGGCCAACUUACAGCAAAAUCUAUAUUUCUGGCACAAGAAGCUAGAACAGGCAGAGGAGUGCCCAAAAUACCUGAUUUUGAACGGCGCCAGGAGUGGCUGCGACUUCACAGAGAACUCUCUCCCUAAGUUCAUUGAUAUCAACUUCUGUGUUAAUGGCACCUCUCCUGAAGGGCCCCUGGAACCAUCAUUCAUCUCCCUGCAAAUCCAAAACCACGUGAAGCCUGACGCCACAGAGAAGUUGCAUCUGCAAACAGGUCCAGACGCGCAGCUGGAACUGCACUGGGAAGGCCCUGCUGGCAUUCUUUCCGGACAGUGCCUAGAAUGGGAGGUGGAGCACAGUCAAGAGGGACCAGAUGGGAAAAUGUCUUCGCAGCAGAUUUCAGCCAAACAGAUGAGCCUAACUCUGCCCUCUAUCCGUGACAAUGAGAGAAGCUGCGUCAGGGUGCGGUCAAGGUUGAAUAAGUAUUGUGCAGAUAAGAGCUUUUGGAGUGAAUGGAGCCGUCUGACCUGCCUGCCAGAAACGAGAGAAGUGGCAAAGAAAUCAGAACGGGACACGGUACCUGUCUAUGUCUAUAUUGCUGUUGCCAUUAUCGCCAUACUGGUGCUUUCCCUGUGUGUGGGGACAGUGCUCAAAGUGAAAAGAUCAAGACAACUGAAGAAGCCGGAUCUACUCACCACAUUGUUUGCCAGAAAUUGAGUACUUACAUUUGCGGAGGCCUACAAAGGCAAGAAAAUCUGCACCUGUAUCGCUCUCCAACAGCACCUCUGUCAGAUUUUUAAAAUCGUAACAUUCUACCUGUCUAAUUUUUCAGGGUCUCUGUUUGAAAAUCCCACAAUCAACUUAUAUUUUGAAACCACUGCUUAAGACAACACAUUGCUUAAGACAUGACAUAUUAGGCUUAAGGCUACAGAGGGUUAUUUACCAACAGGGUAACAUUUACAAACAGUAUUAUACUGCAGUAAUACAAUAUAUUGCAUUGCACUUGCUUUUUUUAAUUUACAUUGUUAUGCAAAUGAUGGAGUGUCCUGUUAACUAAAAAUGUUUUGGCGUAAAGUAUUACCCUUAACAAUGGUUUAUGGUUGUUUUUAUACCUUUGCUACAAUUCUUGCCAGCUUAUUGGAUUUUGAUUUUAUAUUUUGUUUUGUUAAAUUGUUUACUCUUUGCCACAACUCUUGCCAAAUAUUUAACAAAUAACAAAUACGUUAUUGUUGUCUAAAUUCAGUACACAAGGAUAAUACCUGUGAAAUGGUUUUGUGUUAAGUCUUUAUUACACACUUCCAGCCAAUGAAGUUUUUCAUCACCUACAGAAUGUAAAAUGCAACUGAGUGUUAAAAGAAAAUGGUUAAUAGAAAAUAAAUGAGUUAAAUCAAUUAAAUUAUAAUUCAACAUGACUGCAAUGUUUUCGUAGCUGUAAAACAUUAUGUUCAAAAUAUGCCAAAAAUGCCUUAAUUACAUCAAAUAUUUCCAAAUUUACCAAUUUUUCAAAUGUUGUCAUUCAUUUUUAAGAGCUAAAUGCAUCUGUAUCUGCAUCUGUAAUUUUAAGACAUACAGAUACCUGACCCUACAUUUCUGUUCUUAAUAACUAAGAAAUAACAGUAAUGAAGAUUUUAUAAACAACAGGUGCUGAAAUGCAGAAAAUGAAUGCAUCACAUGAAGGUUUCAUGUUAUCAUGUCCAUUGGGACUGUAUCAAGCUCUUACUAUAGUUCAUUUUGUUAAUGGGGUCGAUAAUUUCAGCCAUUGUAUUUCUAAGUGAGACUUUGAACCUUCACAUCCUUUAAUACUCUGAUUGUUGUACUGCCUUUUAUGGAAAGAUAAUGCAAGAUGGUGUUUCACAGAGUAUUAUGUUUAAUCAGAUUUUUUGAUGCAUUGUGAACUACUUCACCUCAGACUGUAAUAGGUGAUAUUUUAUAUGUGUUCAUGGGUUGUAGAAAGAAAUAACUAUCCACUGACUACAACAAAAAACUGUCGUAUUUU